This is a messenger RNA of Magallana angulata, 1506 nucleotides long. RefSeq lists its product as uncharacterized. NCBI's taxonomy places the organism in Eukaryota, Metazoa, Mollusca, Bivalvia, Ostreida, Ostreidae. Bases 1 to 1506 code for a protein of 501 amino acids. The transcript has 5 exons. The record is from RefSeq and is a predicted model, not a curated record.
AUGUCAAGCUCAUGCAUGUAUACAGGGAUGGAGCAUAAUUACUUUUCUUUUUCAGAUAUUCAACCCCAGCUUCCUACAGUUGACCAACAAACACCACAAACCGGAAACCCCCAGAUUAUGACGAAUGGCACAUCUGACCAAACAACUGAGUUUCAGCUGCAAAACGUUGAAUUGGAAGAAAUGGAAUUGAAUGUUAAAGAGGCAGAAAAUUUUAAUGAGCUCGUGAAAACCUACACAGAUGCAGAUGUGGAAUUUGAACAACAAAACAGGUACCUGUCAUCAUUUGGCCUGCAAAGAAAUCCAAUCACAGGUGAUGGUAAUUGUCUGUUCCGCUCAAUAAGUUUCUCCCUGUAUGGUCAUCAAGAUAAUCAUCAGGAGUUAAGAAAUUUGGCGGUCGAAACACUGAGAGGUAAUAUGCAUGUUUUUCAAAAUUAUUUUCUAGAUGAUGCAGGUACAAUAGAUGAACAAAUAAACCGUUUAGGCCAACAAUAUACAUAUGCAGGUCAAGAGUCAAUUUUAGCACUGUCCAUGGCUUUGAAUAUUAAUAUCUUGGUCACAUUUGGAGGAGAUGUACAUAAUCCUCAAAUAACUACCUAUGAAAAUACUUUUUCACAAGGUCAGCCUCAACAAACCGUCCAUAUUGCAUGGAGAAGAGCUGGUGGAGGUCAUUAUGAGUCUAUCACUGAGGUAGAUACAAGUAACCAGUUCUCUUCCUUUGUCCCUAGGUUAGAUCCAGUGUUGUUACCAGGUCAAGAUCAUAGCAAUACAAAACCAAAAGGUUCACAAUUUUCAAAGCCAAUCAAUAUGCAUAAUUAUAAAUCACUUAGUUCUCCUCCUUCAAUAUCUGCACUGCACUCUUAUGUUAAAUCUGAGGACAGUCCACUAAGUCACAGUCAAGGUUCAAAGAUGUGUCAUCAGUGCAAGGUCUCCUUUAAAAAAGUAGAGAAUUUAAAGAAACAUGUCAAAAGGUUUCAUUCUGGUCAGGGUCAAGCUCCAUCUGUUUGUUCUAAGCGUAAACUUCAAGCCUGUAUGAUUUCAACAUGUUCCAUGCAGUUUCAAACAGUAGAUCAACUUAUAGAACAUGCAAUAAAUGUUCAUGAUGCUAAUAUUAAAGUUGAACAUAUGACAUUUGACAAUUUAGCUCAGUUUUCAGAAUUCCGAAGCAAUGAAGAGCUGUCCUCUAACACUAGAUUCGUUCGGAGGUCAAGGCCACAGAAAAAUAAAAAGGGAAAUACGGUCUAUACUCUAGUCUGUCACAGGAAUGGGCCAGUCACUGCGCACAGGGCAAGAGGAACCAAACCAAAGACUUCUCGUAAAAACAAGAAGGGACACUGUCAAAUCAAUAGCCUUUGCCCAGCACGUUUUGCAGUAUGUGAAACAAGUGAUGGAAAGGUGGUGGUAAAGUAUAUCAAAUCCCAUACCCAUUCCUUGUCAUUUGAACAAAGUGGAAGCUCUACGUCAAGAGUCAUUCAACCCAGUCCUCCUAUACAAACAACAAGGCAUUGA